GUGUUCAUUCUACGAACAGCUGUGUAAAGUUAAACAAACAUUUUAUGCAUUCAAGCAAGUGUAAAAAGUAUACAAAUUGUGGAAAUGGAGGAAGUUAUUGAAGGAGAUAAGAGUCAGCGGCCUGACGAGAAAUGGAUCUUAGAGAAGGAACUAGCCAGGCGGGGGGAACCACUUGUGGAAACAGAAAAACAGCUUGACAAAAUAGAAACAUCAUUAUCGAAAACAACAACCGGCUAUGAGAGCAAUGCCCCAGCACAGGCAACGGAUCCCAAAGAACCAAAAAAAUGCGUAUCUGGGGAAAAAAUUCAAGUGUAUGGUUACAUGAAAAAGAAGGUUUUGAGCCAUUUAGAAGAAAAUGGUUGUAGCCCUAGAAGUGUUGAUGAAGUGAUUACAGCUUCAAAAUUUAACAAACAGUCUAUACUCGAAUAUAUGAACCAGCGUAUAGAGAUGGCUGAAACUAAUGUACAUGAAGAGUGCGGAUCACUGAGUUUUAACAACAUUGAAGCCUGGCUAAAGCAAUUUAAAAAAUGGAAUUUGCCAGAGUUAUGCGCAUAUGAACCAGCCUUAGUUAUCAAUGCCAUAGCGAACAAUGAGGAUCUUCCUGAAGCAGAAGAGCUAGAGGGCGUGGACUUAAGAUCCCUCUACAAAUUCAUAGGAAAUGCAUUAUUUGGAUUACCGCAAGCUAAAUUAAAUGAAAAAAGUGCGGAAUUUUUGGCCAAUGAAUUUGAGAUUCUUGUUGGAGAAGCCAAUACGAAUGUUGGCGAUUGUGCGACAAUGCUCCUGAAAAAUCGAUUACAAAACUACAAAGAGCUGCCGUGUUGCAGGGAAAAAGAAAAAUGUAGCAUCGACCCUUUAUGUCUAGAGGAUGAACAGAAAUUUACUCAAUAAUGAAAGGCGGGCACGCUCUGCAUAUUCCAAAUAAAAUAGGGCUAUACUAAUCUGUAUUUUAUAUUUUUUCAAUUGUUGAUCUUGUUUGAUUAAGGAUUCAAAUAUUAAUGCAAAUAAAAUAAAUUAAUAUGUUGAUAGAAUUAAAACGCACCACUUUAAAUAUUUGUCCACAUUUAUUACACACUCAAAUAUUAUUCCGUACUUUAAAAGAGUUGACACAAAUUUGUAUAUGUAUAUGAAUGUAGUAAUUUGUAUGUUAAUUAAUUCCUCUUAUUCUUUGUUACAAUAACCCACGCCGAUUUACUUAUCACUUGCACGUGUUUAAAUUUACGCCUCAAAACGAUUCAUUCAAUCUUCAAAUGAAAUUGCUUGUUGCAUGUAGUUUACUCAAAAAAAGCUAAAGAGUUUUAUGGAGUGUUAUAAAAGUGACAGAUAACAUAUUUGAUGUUUUAUUUUGCA
Anastrepha ludens (Mexican fruit fly) is the source of this 1347-nucleotide messenger RNA. RefSeq lists its product as uncharacterized. The coding region runs from base 85 to 888 and encodes 267 amino acids. The transcript has 6 exons. The record is from RefSeq and is a predicted model, not a curated record. NCBI's taxonomy places the organism in Eukaryota, Metazoa, Arthropoda, Insecta, Diptera, Tephritidae.